Molecule: messenger RNA, 369 nt
Organism: Sphenostylis stenocarpa
Lineage: Eukaryota; Viridiplantae; Streptophyta; Magnoliopsida; Fabales; Fabaceae
Source: the annotation of a GenBank genome assembly
AUGAAUGAUAGGGUGUUGGUAAUAGUAUAUUAUAAUUCCAACUUGUUCACAGUUGUUCAUGGCAACAAAGUUGAGAACAGAGGAAAUGCAAAUGCUGGGGGAAUUUUCUAUGCCAAAAUCAGGAUCCGUCAUCCAUCUAAUGGGCCAAACCUUGAGAGGCAUGAGGAACAUGACUCUGUUUGGAUUGGCUAUUCUAGAGAGGGUGGAAUGGAGAGAGACAGAGUGGAAGCAGAAAUUGUUCCAUUUUUUGGUUUGUAUAGAUUGGAAUGUAGCUCUCUGCUCUCUGCUCUCUGGCUUGAGAAUGAUGUUGGUGCAAAGGAGCAGACAACCCAGUCUUCAACAAUCUUUGCCCUCUUUCUCCUCAAGUAA